Bactrocera oleae (olive fruit fly) is the source of this 1934-nucleotide messenger RNA. It is a transcript of the gene Osi1, whose product is annotated as Osiris 1. NCBI's taxonomy places the organism in Eukaryota, Metazoa, Arthropoda, Insecta, Diptera, Tephritidae. Gene Ontology annotation, cellular component: membrane. The record is from RefSeq and is a predicted model, not a curated record.
UUUGAUCACCGUGUAUGGACUAGACUGGUGGCCAAGUUCGAGUUCGAAAAUCAAACAAAGCUACAAAACGGACAGUUGUUUCAUCUAUUACGAGUUGUUCCAGCAGGUUAUCAUAUCGCGUGUGAAGUGUGAAGACGACGAAGUUGUGCGCGUUUAGUACUUGGUGAUUUGUGACACUUGUGUAUAUGUGUAUGUACACGAGGACUCUUAAUAAUGUCCGUGUCAUCUCGAUUUGCCUUCACAUUGUUGUUGUCAAUACGAGCACUUCUACUCAGUGCCAGUGACAAUGUGAAAAUAAUAACUGCAGAUGGAUCCAACAAAAAUGGUGAGCAUUUGGUUCCAAAUGCAAGGGAUAUACUGAAUAACGUUAAACCACAGAGUGUGACCAACCCAUUUCCUACCUACGUUAAGGAUUUAGCUUACAAUGGAAGCACAAAAGGCAACGUAAUACCACACAGUGAUGAAUACUUGGACCGUAAUCAGCGUUUGUGCUUCGAGAAACGCAGCUUGCUUUCCUGCAUUAAAUAUAAAGCUUCAAAAAUAAUUUGGAUGUUGGCCACAAACAGGAUUGGCUACUUCCCCAAUGAGUACAGUCGUGCAUUGGUAGAGGAUCAACGUCGCAUACGCGUCAUUCAGCUAGGUGAACCGGCGGAUAUUAUGGUUUUCAAUGAUGCUCGGGGCUUACAAGGUGACAGUGAGUUUGUGAGCAUAGUGAAGUUUCUCAAACGUGCAACCGAGACCUUUAGCCGCAAUCAUGCCGUACAAGUGAAGUUAUCCAGUGAAACAGGUGCGCGCAUCAUGGACUCCGAAGUUGAUGGGCGUUCACGCCAUGACCGCAAACGCCGCAAAUGGCUCGUCAUACUGCCACUCAUCAUUCUGUUGAAAAUCGCCCACCUCAAAAUGAGCGUUGUGACUUUGCUGCUAGGCGUUCUUGGGCUGAAUGUGUUGUUAGUGGGCGGCAUGGGCUGGUUGAUACACUAUCUAAAAUUUAAGACCUUGUGUAAAAUACAUCCGCAUUUGGUGCAAUCGCAUUCGCAUGUCUACGACUCCGAUCCGGCUGAUUAUUCCUCAUUCAUUGGCAGUAGCUUUCCUGGCUCCUAUUAUAGCGGCGCUGGUAGCGGUAUUCAUGAAGUUAACGCAAAAGACUGGGCCACAAGUAAGGCGUAUAAUGGCGGCAAUUAUUUGGACACCAUCAGUAAGCGGUUGAAAUAGCUCAAAAUGAUGUUGUGGCGGUAUUUGUUGAACCUUUGGCGAAUAUAUUAUGUGCGAUACUAUCACUUUUAUGCACAGGUAAUCGGAAAUCUAGGGUAGACAAGUUGCUAUUAGUUAUUUAAAUGUGUGUCUAUAUUAAGAAUAUGCAAUACCAUGGUGUCUUCAUAUGACUAAUUUACCAGAUUUAAUUUUAAGAAAUAUAUUUAUAAUCAUUAUACUUAAAGAUAUACAUUGUGUCCGGAAAUUGUCAUUCAAACUGCGGUGAAAAGUUUUCUGUAAUUUUUUUUUGUUAAGUUGGUAGCACUGUUCUUAAUUACUCUUAAAAACUCUUGGUUGAAACGGAUUAUAUUAUAUUAUAUAUUAUUAUAUUAAAUAUAUAUAUAUAUAUAUAUAUACACAUAUUUUGAAAUCUCGAAACUGGCUAUAUCGAUAUCUUUGAGAUUUUUUUUAGGGUUCUCAAAUUAGUAGUUAGAUGUGUUUAAAUAUGCCUUAUUUUAUGUUCAUGUCAUUUACUUUUUUUAAAACAUAAAAUGUUGCUUUUUAAUUUUCGCUUAUACAAAUUUUCAAUAAUAUUUCUUAUAUGUAUUAUAAAUAAUUGACUUAAAAUCAUAUCAUCACAAUUAAAAAAAAAAUAUUACAAGUUAUUUAGUAAUUUUAAGUAGUCAAUUAUGUAUAGUAUUAAGUUUGUUUAUACGUAAAUUCCAAUUCGCCUGUGUAAUUUC